Molecule: messenger RNA, 6779 nt
Organism: Macrobrachium nipponense
Lineage: Eukaryota; Metazoa; Arthropoda; Malacostraca; Decapoda; Palaemonidae
Product: mucin-2-like
Exons: 4
Coding region: 525-5888 (1787 amino acids)
Source: RefSeq, a predicted model, not a curated record
AGAGAGAGAGAGAGAGAGAGAGAGAGAGAGAGAGAGAGAGGUGGGUGGACGCCAAUGCGUCUUGCAGAGCGUGUCUGUAUGAACGCAUAUAAGAGAACUUCGGUAUCCGCGAAGCACAGUCUUGCCUCCUCUUCUCUCUCGCGAAAGAUCUAGUACCAUACUUUCUGAACAUUAACUCGCUCAACGAGACGCCUCCUCCUUGCAGAGGCGCUGCUUUCGACUCUUCGGUGAUUUGUGACGUGCAAAAACAUUCUUCCUCAGAAGUAUUCAGGACUAAGAUGUAUUGUGUUCGGUGUGUCAUAUUUCAGACGCGGGAAAAGUGACGUCGAUCGUGAACUGAUAUUGCGAGGGAACUCCUCCGAACAUCUUCGACACCUACAACACUGCGGAACUUCAAGGGUUCUUCAAAACUGUUCAUCACCAAAACCCACUCAAAUAAUCCUAUCAUUGGAUGUGGUUGGAUGUGGACUUGGGCACCUCAGUGAUUUUUCAGUUGUCUCAGGUAUCACCUGAGGACUAAGACCAUGAUGUGGAAGCAGAAACUACAAUUAAUAUUACUACUGCUGAUAUGGGCAACCCUCAUCAGAACAGGGGAGGGUUUAGAAUAUCAAUCGAGCACUGAUGAAGAUACAAUGAAGCUUAAUCCAUCAAUAAUUACCUUUGACCUACAAAACCCUGUCAUUGUUUUAACACCAAAGCAGUUUGAUGAACACGAUCGUGCUUUGGAGGUACAACCUCUUAAAUCUGGCAGAGAUCUGGUUGGAUGGGCAGGGCAAGGGGAUCACAGAAAUACUUCAAAAGUACUUCCUCCUCUUAGUUUUCCUAAAUGGGUACCAGACUCUCACCCUGUAAAAGAAAAGCACUGGACGGCUAUAGUAGAAGCUCUUGAGAGCACAGCAACACAGCCACCUCAACAAACUUUUAUUAAGACUCCACCUCAUACAGGACUGCGAUUGCAUAGUGACUUACAAACAACAGAAACACCAGAUUCCUUUAACAAAUUUUCUAUUGACAAUUUAUUCUCUCCAGAGUUAUUUAACCCCUUACAAGUAUUUCUCCCAAACCAAAAGCGUAGGCAUGACAAUCAAAGGAACACCGACAAUCGGAGACAACACAAUCGCCAAAACUUACAUGUCCCACUUAAAAUAAAUAGCAAUAAUGAUGAAACUUCUAAAACACUCACAUUUACCACCUGGCCAAAUACUGGACACAACGAUGCACUUCAAGGCAUUGCAGAAGAAGACAUCAAGCAACUUACACAGCCUGUGAUGGAGAAGAGGCCAACUUACGAUGCAACAUUCGACCAGGCUCCUAGUUCACAGUUGUCUGCAACCUCUAUGGCAACUAAAAAUGCAAUACUAUGGCCUGACCUUGCAAAUGCACAAAGCUCUCCCUUGCAAUCAGUACAUGUUUCCUCCACAAAUCUAGGUCAAUUUAACCAUACAAACAACAAUGAUAAACCCACCCAGUGGCCUGACUUUAGAGAUACAACCAGUACACGACCAUUCCCAGCUUCGCCUCAACUGAAAAAUAAUACUGGAAAGAUUUUCUUUCAGACUGACACAGUUUCACCAAACAAACAGUCUACCUACUCACCUCCCGAACCAAUGCCUAAUAAGAUCAGUAAUUUACCAGUUCCUCCGGUAGGUACAACCUUCAAUAACCCUCUUUACAGAAAGGAUGACACGCAAAAUGAAGGAACAAAGGCAUUACCAAAUCUGGAAAAUCAUCCAUUAAACAAGGACCUUCACACUCAAAGUGACAAAAUAUCUGAAGCUGCUAAGGAAGUCUACAGCCAACCAUGGCUUCACGCUGCAGUUCAACAUGACCUUAAAGAAUGGGGAUACCCAUAUGAUAAUAGUGCCCCACCAAACCCUUUUAAAUAUACUAAGCAAAACCACCUUUUAACCAAUCAAAGCAGAGUAAGUGGUGAUUCAACAGCAUCUCAACAAAUUUUACCUCAUUAUGGACAUAUAGAUACACAAGAGUCACACAUAACUGAACAUUAUGUUCCGGGACCAGCUGGUAACAAAAGAGCUCGUUUAAAUGCACCAAAACAUGGUAAAAAGCCAAUUCUCCUACCAAUAGAUUCAAUAUCAAUUGAUAUAUCCCCAUAUUUUCGUGAAGCAACAAGCUUGCAUUCAAUCUCAAAACCAGAUGCCCCACUUAAUGUUCCUUAUGAAUCCCAAAUUAUCAACCAUCAUACAUCUGACACCUAUCAAGCCAAUACUCCACAUAAAUCUGCAGUAGAACGACAAGGAGGUAAUGCAUUCCGUAAUAUCAUGAGACCCUUUCGUAAUAUAUUUCAGUUAGGCAGAGAGCCUCGUAAUAAUCUUCCUAACAGGCAACAGUUUACAAGGCAACUCCCAUCACCUCAAAAUCUUCCUACAGAAAUGCAACCUCCACCAAUUUUAUUCUCACAGUUUCCUGACUUUGGACCUCCUAAAGGAGAUGACAUUGUCUCAGAAGUUCAACACCAACAAGAAAAUGAAGUCGGAGGCUUCCAAGAAUCAUUUAAUUCAGAACAAUUAGAACCUGAAACAAUAUUAGACGACACAAACCCUAACCUGUUAUUUCAGCAACAACCUGAAGGUGAGGCUCAAGGGUUUUUUUUACCUCCAGCUGACCUAAUACAGCAAAACAAUAUAAUUAACAAUCAAAAUACACAAGGUGAGACCCAGUUUGAGCCACCCAUACUUGCACACAAUGAAGAUUUACCUCCUUUUCCAAACACAAUACAAGAUGAACCAUCAUUUUUCAAUCCUCCAACAUUACCAAACCCAGCACCAUCAACGAAUCCUCCCUUUAUUCCUUGGCCAAACUUAAGGACUACUGCUACUACUACCCUUGUUCCCACAGAGCCUCCCCCAACUUCCCAACCAGGAUUUUCAUUCUUUAACCAAUCCCCAACACUGCGUCCUUUCCGUCUACCCACUCUCCCUAGAAUGCGGUUUCUUAACCCAUUCAACGUGUUCCGGAGCCGCGAGACUCCAAACACAAAUACCAAUGGUAUUUUUUCUUGGUUCCCUUCUCUUACAUCAAAGACAGAUAAUCAGAGGGAGGAGGAUACUGAAAACAAAGGUACCAAUUGGCCUAACCUCAAGUUGGGUUCUGAUGCCCAUGAAUUUCCUUUACAUCCAGUUACAACAGAUGUGAAUAUCAGACCCUUAAGAAAUGUAGGUAGUAGCAAUAAAAACAAAGGAAAUGGUUUUACAUUUAAACCUCAACUCUCUACAGUCAUUCACCACAACAAACCCACCCUGCCUUUUGUACAAAACACAUUAAACUAUCAAACACAUGCAACUAUAUCCCCUCACUAUAAAUUGUCAACAGCAUUAAGCCAAUCACCUGAAAUUCAUCAAAUAAACCAAAGUGACAAUGUCGCAACAAAAGUGACUCAUACAUCACACAACUUGCCAACCUCAACAGAAAAAUACUUCGAUGAUGAAAUAUUCAUAGUGUCUUCUGACAAUGACGACCAACAACUGAAAGGAGAUUCGGCUGUAAAUCCCCAAACUAAUCCUGCAAGGAAGUCUUUUCCCCAAACUGACUCGUACAAUGAAAGCUUAGGACCCUCUAUGAUAAAGUUCACUAUUGAUGAUGUCAUUGACAGCUCUUUUCGUGACAAUGGUAAACAAUUUGAUACAAAAUUGCAAUCACCUAAUACGAAAGGUGCAGAAAACUUACAGUUGACGGGAGACAUGGAAUUUGCCCCAUCUGAAGAAAAGGCAAUUGUAGCUGUAUUUCAGGAUGCUGCAACACCACCUUCAAUAUUAGCAGAUAUAGACAACCAAACUAAUACUGAUUCACAAUCUAUCCCUGAUACAACCACCAAAAAUACAUUAAUGAUCACACUGGUACCACAGAAUUCUAGGAAUAUAACUUCAGGCAACGAAAACUUACCUUCCAAUUUGAAACAAGUGAAACCUAAAUUUCAACUACCAAUGACACACUUUUCAAAACCUACAACCCCAACUUCAAGUACUACUGCAAGUGUCACUACCAAUAGCCCAAUCUAUUCAGGAUUUACCUCUAGCCACAUACCUUUUGAAGCACUUUCAGAAAACAAGCCAGUACGUCAAAUCUUUAGCUCAAUUGCAACACCUUUACCCACCCCUCAAAAUCAAGCAACUACAGCAUAUGCUCCUAACACCAACCCUCUGUCACAUCAUUUUCCUUCAACAUUAAAACCUUCCACUUAUCAUUUAAAUAAAAAUUCUGAAAUAAAAUAUUCAAAUCCAAUCUUGCAACAACCACAUACCUCUAACAUUCACAACUCUAAUUUGAAGAUUGAUUCUUUUGUCACAACAACAAGGACUCCUCACAAAAGUAAUUUUGUAACCAUAAACUGGAGAGACUCAAUCCCAGAUGAGAAUUCACCUCAUCAACUUUCUGAUAACCAAGGAAGAUCGAAAAUAAAAGGCUUUAUGCCUGAAGCAUCGUCAAGGAUUACAAUUAUUGAAGCCACUCCAAUGCCAAAAGAAGGAGAAGUGUUUCCAACAGCUAAGUAUUUCAAGACAAUGCCAUCAAGUCCAAAGACUACAACCCCAGGUUAUGAUCAUGCAGCAACACAAGAAAUAACAACCAUACCUACAAGUUCUCCAUCUAUACUCUUAUGGAGGAAUAAUGCAACACCCUCAUCACUUGUGACAACAAAACAAGUUCUGAUGCCAGGACAUUUAAACCACAGAACAAUGACCAUGCUGCCUAAAGUGGACUCUGGUCUAACAAUAAACAAUGAUGGCCAAAAUCUUACAAAACAUUCACAAAAUCACACAAAUAAAUUCAAGAUAACAUAUAAUUCUCCUGCAAGAAAAAUAUCCCAUGCACACAAAACAGAAAAACCAGCACUAGAAAUGGAGGCACUUUCUACUUCACUGAUAUCUUCAACUUUGAUCAAAAUGACAGACAAUCAACAUAUCCCUAACAGAAAUCCUGCAGAAGAAACAGGGGAAACAAAUACAUAUCAAAGAGUGUCUACAGUAGAAGCAACAGAGCAGAAACCACAAGCAUUAAGUACAGAUUUACAAAAAACACUACAUGCAAGCAGUCUUUCUCAAAACAGUUCUCAAAACACUAAGUCUGACCAAGAAAAAACUUUGAUUAGCACCACUUCUUCAACUACCAGACCACUCCUAGCAGGAAGACAAACAAGAUACAAUUCUUUGCAACGUCUGAGAGACUUCAUGGCUAGUAAAAGAAAUGAUAAAAACGAAACUUCUACAACAGAACCUACAACUUUACCUACCUACCAUCUCAGCACAAGUUCUCCAUUACCUAACACUACGCCAACACAAAUCACUAGCCCUUCUCUUCAUCAUACUUCAUACAGAAGCAGUAAGCAAAGAGUGAGAUUAUCUACAACAAUAACUCCACCUCAAAGGACAACCCCUACAACAAGACAACCCUGGUACACACUGACAACUACAACUUUGCCAACAGCCACAGCAUCAAUAAGUCAUUCAUCUGAUCCCUCAAACUUCAAACAGACUGACCAUGAGCUAAGUGGAAGCAGCUCAAAAACGAGUUACGAAUGGCGUCCACCUAUUCAUGAUGUUGAUUUACAAGACCAUCCUGAAAUGUUUGAUUUAUACAACUGGGAAUCUGCAAAAGUUGACAAAGCACAAGACAGAUAUGAUACUAGCUCAAAUCUUCAUUAUGAAAGUGAAGCUGAUGAAAAACAUACAAAUUCAUGGCUACCUGGGCAAAAUCCACAAGCCUCAAGUCACAUCAGAAUACCUCGUAGCAACCCCAUCAUCAUCUUGAAAGAGAAGCAAGCACUUUCAAGUUCAAUACCUCAGGUCCAAGAUGAUACAACAACAUUUGGUCACAUCAACAGAGCUUGGAAAAACCUCAAGGAAAAUUCGGGACACAACAAAAAACGUUAAACUUAGCAUUCUCCAGAGUUUACGCUGAUAACACUUUAAUUGUUAUUUAUAUAUAUAUAUCAAUGUUAUACGUACAAUUAUCUUGAAUGUUGCUACAUGUAUGUGUUUUCUAACUUUUUGAUCUAAAAAAACAAAAAAAAAGGAAAAAAAAAAAAGCUUUUGAGCUAUGAACAUUCAAGGAGAGUAAGCCUUUCAUUCAUAUAUUAUCACUUUCAGAAUCAAGUGUUUUCCUAAAAAGUUACUUAGUGUAAUAAAGUAACUUAUCUUUGAGCAGAAACGUAUCGUAAGAAUAAAUUUCUUUCAGCUGUGAGAUUGCCGAAUAUUCUACUAUCUAAUGACAGAAUUCUUCUGGUAUUAUAUAGUACCUCUCAUAACCUGAGAUUAACACUGCACACAACAAGAUAAAUUUUCUUAAUAAUGCAUGCAAAAAAAUUAAGGCAACUUACAAAAACAAUUCCACAUUAGUGACAAUAGUAACCCUACAAAAUAAAGACUGCCAUAAGCUACAGUUCUCAGUAAUUAACUCAUCAAUCUAUAUGAAAACAAUUUAGCUGCAAGCUAUAACGAACUCAUAUCACUAUUUCAUAGUCUACCCAGGGUUGCUAUGAAAAUAUAUAUAGUUGCAACACCUCAAAAAAACUACCAACACCGCUGCCAACUAAGGCAACUGUAAGAAGGGAUGAACUCUCAACUACACUUACAUUACUCUAACAGUGCAUACUAAUAGCCAGUACUUGUCACUGCCCUCUUAACCACUUCAAUUUCUCACAUUGUUUUUAAAAGAUAUGUAUAUAUAUUAUCUGUUAAAUCAAAUAUUUAUUUUGAAUUACUGUUGUUUUCUUUGUAUACAUGUAUUUUAAUAAAAUAACCUUAACCCUUCUUUGUUAUUAU